AUGGCUUAUGACUUAUAUAUGCCUGAGUGGUACAACUUUACCACUGCACAAGCAGGCUUAUAUGACCCUUCUGGCCAUGUUAGCGCUGAUGAUGGUAUUGGUGAAUGGAUUGGUGCACCGGCUUCAGGUCCAGCCAUUGACGAAGAUGGUUUCAUGACCUUCAAGAAUAUCAAGAGUUAUAUUCAGCGAUGUGGGGCUGGUGUGAGAUAUAAUGCAACAUAUGUAGUCAAAUAUUUCUCGGUUGGAUGGACUUGGUUUGGCUUUGAUGAUGCUGAGGUGGUCAAAAUAAAGGUUGCUUAUGCCAAACAGAAGAAACUUCUUGGUUACUCUAAUUUUAAUGGCAAUGUUCCUGAUCUGCAAGUCUUUAGUUUGGCUGAGAUUGAGCAGCUACAGGGUGAAUUACCAAAUGAACAAGAAAUAGCAGUGAAAAAGCUCUCAAAAACAUCUACACAAGGAUUUGAAGAAUUCGAGAAUGAGGUUGUACUUACUGCAAAACUACAACAUGAAAAUCUUGUUCGACUUUUGGGAUUCUGCACUGAAAGGAAUGAGCAGAUGCUGAUCUACGAAUACAUGCCCAACAAAAGCUUGGACUUCUACCUCUUUGACCCCAGCAAAUCGUAUAUACUGGAUUGGAGAAGACGUAUCGGCAUCAUUGAAGGGAUAACUCAGGGGCUUCUGUAUCUCCAAGAAUACUCAAGAAUGACGAUUAUUCACCGAGACAUAAAAGCUAGCAACAUUUUACUGGAUGAAGAGAUGAAGCCUAAGAUAUUAGAUUUUGGCAUGGCUAGAACUUUCAUGAAACACGAACAUGAAGCAAAUACAGACCGGAUUGUUGGAACAUAUGGUUAUGUUCCUCCAGAAUAUGUUAAAAAAGGUGUCUACUCCACAAAAUCUGAUGUUUAUAGCUUUGGAGUCUUGCUUCUACAAAUCAUUAGUGGAAAGAGAAAUGCCUAUUAUUAUGGUUUAGAUGAAAGCCUAAACCUCCUAGAAUAUGCAUAUGAGCUGUGGAAAGAAGACAAAGGCAUGGAGUUUAUGGAUCCAAGUCUGGAUGAUAAUACACUUUGGUCUUGGAAAUUAAUUAGAUGCAUCCAAAUUGCUCUUUUAUGCGUCCAGGAAACUGCAAAAGAUAGGCCAUCCAUGUUGGAAGUUUCCUCAAUGCUAAAAAAUGAAUCUGCAGCUCUAACAAUUCCCAAAAAGCCAGCUUUUUCAAGAAAAACAGAUGAAGAUCAGGAGGAAGAUAAGCCCAUAUUGAAGCAAGAAAUUUGUUCUGAUAAUAAUGCUACAAUCUCAGAACUGGUAGCCAGAUGA
This is a messenger RNA of Juglans regia (Persian walnut), 1308 nucleotides long. Its product is annotated as putative cysteine-rich receptor-like protein kinase 32. Bases 1 to 1308 code for a protein of 435 amino acids. The record is from RefSeq and is a predicted model, not a curated record. Lineage: Eukaryota; Viridiplantae; Streptophyta; Magnoliopsida; Fagales; Juglandaceae. The transcript is spliced from 7 exons. Gene Ontology annotation, biological process: protein phosphorylation; carbohydrate metabolic process. Gene Ontology annotation, molecular function: protein kinase activity; ATP binding.